Messenger RNA from Indicator indicator, 1857 nucleotides. It is a transcript of the gene MCCC1, whose product is annotated as methylcrotonyl-CoA carboxylase subunit 1. Lineage: Eukaryota; Metazoa; Chordata; Aves; Piciformes; Indicatoridae. Gene Ontology annotation, cellular component: mitochondrion. Bases 16 to 1857 code for a protein of 613 amino acids. The record is from RefSeq and is a predicted model, not a curated record. Gene Ontology annotation, molecular function: ATP binding; metal ion binding; methylcrotonoyl-CoA carboxylase activity. The transcript has 16 exons.
CAGAGCUACUUGGCCAUGGAGAAAAUAAUGCAGGUGGCAAAGAUCUCAGCAGCACAGGCUAUUCAUCCAGGUUAUGGUUUCCUCUCAGAAAACACAGAGUUUGCAGAGCUGUGCAAGCAAGAGGGAAUCAUCUUCAUAGGUCCACCUUCAUCUGCUAUCAGAGAUAUGGGUAUUAAGAGCACUUCUAAAGCUAUAAUGUCUGCUGCUGGCGUUCCUGUUGUUGAAGGUUAUCAUGGAGAAGAUCAAUCAGAUGAGUGUCUAAAGGAACAUGCCAAGAGAAUAGGAUAUCCAGUAAUGAUUAAAGCUGUUCGAGGAGGUGGAGGAAAGGGCAUGAGAAUUGCUCACUCAGAAAAGGAGUUUCUGGACCAACUAGAAUCAGCUAGGAGAGAAGCAAAGAAGUCUUUCAAUGAUGAUGCGAUGCUGAUUGAGAAAUUUGUAGAUAAUCCAAGGCAUGUUGAGGUCCAAGUAUUUGGUGACCAGCAUGGCAAUGCAGUGUAUUUGUUUGAAAGAGACUGCAGUGUGCAAAGGAGACAUCAGAAGAUCAUUGAAGAGGCACCAGGGCCAGGAAUUAAUCCAGAGGUUCGAAAGAGGCUGGGAGAAGCUGCUGUCAAAGCAGCUAAAGCAGUGAAUUAUGUGGGAGCAGGAACAGUGGAAUUUAUUAUGGACUCCCAACAUAAUUUUUACUUCAUGGAGAUGAAUACCAGACUCCAAGUAGAGCACCCAGUUACAGAGAUGAUCACUGGAACAGACUUGGUGGAAUGGCAGCUUAGGGUUGCCGCAGGAGAGAAGAUUCCUCUAAUGCAGGAAGAGAUUCUGCUCCAGGGCCAUGCAUUUGAAGCUAGAAUAUAUGCUGAAGACCCUAAUAAUAACUUUAUGCCAGGAGCUGGGCCAUUGUUGCACUUAUCCACCCCACCACCUGACAGAUUUACCAGGAUAGAAACUGGAGUCAGACAAGGUGAUGAGGUUUCUGUUCAUUAUGAUCCAAUGAUUGCAAAGCUUGUUGUUUGGGCUGAGGAUCGUCAAGCAGCAUUGAGAAAGUUGAGAUACAGUUUGCAUCAAUAUAAUAUUGUAGGACUAAGUACUAAUAUUGAUUUCUUGCUGAGCCUGUCAGGACACCCACAGUUUCAGGCUGGAAAUGUGCACACUAAUUUCAUUCCUGAACACCAUGAUGACCUGUUUCCAACCAAAAAGGCAACCCCACACGAAGUUAUGUGCCAGGCAGCUCUAGGACUCAUACUGAAAGAGAAAAUGCUAACAGAUGCUUUUAGAGAUCAGUCAGAUGAUAAAUUCUCACCAUUUGCAUCCAGCACUGGUAGAAGAAUAAAUAUAUCUUACACUAGAAAAUUGUCUCUGCUCGAUGGGGAAAACAUUGUGGAUAUGGCUGUAAGUUACAAUCAAGAAGGGUCCUACAGCAUGCAGAUUCAAGAUAAAACGUUCCUGGUUUCUGGAGAGAUCAUCAAGGAGGGUGAUUCAUUUUGCUUGAGGUCUUCAGUAAAUGGAACAGUGUGUAAGUCCAAAUUGGUCAUUUUGGACAACACCAUUUACCUCUUCUUUCUGGAAGGUAGCGCUCAGAUUGGCCUUCCUGUACCCAAGUACUUGUCUGCAGUGAGUUCAGUGGGAACACAAAGUGGUGCUGUGGCACCCAUGACAGGCACAGUUGAAAAGGUGUUUGUGAAAGCAGGGGAUAAGGUUCAGACUGGAGACCCUUUAAUGGUUAUGAUAGCAAUGAAAAUGGAGCAUACCAUAAGGGCUCCAAAGGCAGGAGUGAUAAAAAAGGUGAAUUUCCAAGAAGGUGCCCAGGCCAAUAGACAUGCUCCACUAGUUGAAUUUGUGGAUGAAGAGGCCGAGUCAAAGUAA